Molecule: messenger RNA, 1209 nt
Organism: Pediculus humanus corporis (human body louse)
Lineage: Eukaryota; Metazoa; Arthropoda; Insecta; Psocodea; Pediculidae
Product: Fork head domain transcription factor slp1, putative
Exons: 3
Coding region: 1-1209 (402 amino acids)
Biological process (GO): regulation of transcription by RNA polymerase II; animal organ morphogenesis
Cellular component (GO): nucleus
Molecular function (GO): DNA-binding transcription factor activity, RNA polymerase II-specific; RNA polymerase II cis-regulatory region sequence-specific DNA binding
Source: RefSeq, a predicted model, not a curated record
AUGAUGAAAUCCUUGGACGAUUCUUUACAUUUGGAUUCUUCACGUAGCACUAUAACGGACCAUCAUUUAAGCCAACAAACAACAACCCUUUCCCUACACCCGAACAUAAGCGUACAACAUACUCAUCACAAUCAACAUCACCUACACGGUCACAACAGUGUUAUUUUAUCAACGAGUUCGGCGAGUGAUAAUUUUAAUUUAGGACCUACAGGUAGCAGUGGUGGUAAUAGUGGGGUACAUCAUACCGGCGGGGGAUUGGUUAGCGUAUCACAAAGUGAAGAACUAUCGUUAAAACUGGAAAAAUCAUCGGAAAGCACACCGAGUACAACAACGUCGGCAUCGACGACUAAAAAACAAAACGCCGGAAUCCGACGGCACGAAAAACCUCCGUUAUCAUACAUAGCAUUGAUAGCGAUGGCAAUACAAAAUUCACCGACGAAAAAGCUAACAUUAAACGAAAUAUACACGUACCUUCAACAGCGUUACGAUUUUUUCCGGGGAGCUUAUCAGGGUUGGAAAAAUUCAGUGCGUCAUAAUCUAUCAUUAAACGAGUGUUUUGUCAAAUUGCCUAAAAGCAUGGGGAGACCCGGUAAGGGUCACUAUUGGACAAUAGAUCCUUCGAGCGAUUCAAUGUUCGUGGAAGGUUCUUUCAGACGAAGACCGAGAGGAUUUAAAAGAAAAUGUCAAACUUUAAAACCUGGAUCAUUUCAUCCGGGAGCUUUUUUCGGGAGUCCGACGACGACAAUGUUACAACAAACUGCUCAUUUCGAUCAUCCCCUUCAUCAGCAAACAAUCGGAAAUCAACCGGACGGGUAUUCAACCGGAUGUACAUAUUCAUCUCAACAACCAACGUUAGGUCAUCAUUAUAUGACACCUCAAGCCUACGAUUAUAAUUUAUACCAACAAAACGAUAGGGAUUGGAACAAUGCCGCCGCUGCAGCACACAUGGUCGCUAGUUUUUCCGUAGGUUCUGCUUUUUCUUCUGAACAAAACGCUUACAUGAAACCAUCACCGAGUCCUUUACCCGAUCAGCAAUCGGCGGGUUCCAUAACACCCCCCAACAAUGAUUACUCUUAUCAUUACAACGUCCAAACAAACAACGAACACAUUCAAAACUUUAUUAUUAUCAUCGUCGUAAAAUUGGCAUUUUUAUGUCACGACCACGAUCGACCAUUUUUUUUUUUUUUUUUGUAUAUAAUAAUUGUUUGA